CAGGGGGUUGGACUACAACACCUCCAAGGUCCCUCCCAAAUCUUCUUAUUCUGAUAAAUCAUAGCUUCGUUGUUUUUUUUCCAUGCAAAAAGGUUAUAAUGCUUUCAAGUCAGCCAUAAAUGUAGCUGCUGUCUUUUCUCUAACCAAGGAAGCCAAUUUAGCUAUCUCUGAAAGUCCCAACAUCUUCACCAACCAUUCCUCCAUUAUGGAUGGUGCAGAAUCUUUCCAUCUUUUUCCUUUCCAUCUUCUGCAUGACUUGUGCAACGUUGCAUUUCCAUAAGUGAGAUUUUCAUACAUGUUACUGGCCAAGAGAUCUGUUGACUUUAGAUGCCGUCACUCUGGGGGGCUGAGGCCAGAUUUUACUUUCUUUUAUGAAUAAAAUAACAACUGUUCCCCACCUGCCUGCUUUAUUCCUGUAGAAUAUCCCCCAGCUGGUGCGAAAAAUGACUCAAGUCAUGACAAAUAACCACAGACAUUCAUAACUGCCGCAGCAGAGAGAGCUACAUUUUGAGGGGGUUGUGUGAUGUUUCACAUAGUUGGAGAAGCACUUUCUGAAGACAGGCAGACUUGAGUGAAGAUGGACUGUAUUUGCUAGGUUGACAAGCCUGUUUGGACUUGAUGUGCUGCAUCCCCCCCUCCCAGUGGAAAAGAACAGAAGACAAAAGCAGAGGUGUUGGGAUGAACAACUCCACCAUUGUGGGGCUGGCAGAUGUCCAGUGUCAGCUCAACGAUCCUCUGCAGUUUGUCGUAGUGCCAGCCACAUAUUGCCUGGUGUUAUGUGUGGGAUUGCCUGGCAACGUGGCAGCCUUACUCGUUUUCCUUCAGAAUGGACGAGUCAGGAAAGCCAUCCGCAUCUACCUCCUCAACCUCACCUUGGCCGAUAUCUUCUUCAACCUCACCCUGCCCUUCUGGAUCACCUACUACCUAGCUAAAGGACACUGGAGUCUGCCAGAAGUCUUCUGCCGCUUGGCUGGAGCCAUCUAUUAUCUGUCCACCUACAGUGCCAUGGCCUUCAUGACCUUGAUCAGCCUGAACCGAUACUGUACGGUGGCAAAGGUAGAACUGGUUCUGAACCGCCCCCAGGGGGCGCUGAUCAGCUGUGUGAUGGCCUGGAUUUUGUGCCUACUUUGUGCCGUUCCUUCACUGACUAAGCAACAAACCCACCAGGGAGAGUCCACCAGCUUGAAAUGCUUUGAACAGCAUUCAGGCCAGAUGACCUACGCCUAUGCUAUGGUGGUCAUCUUCACUCUGUCUUUCUUAGUUGUGCUGGGGACCUACUUGUCUAUCAUGAGGACAUUGUCCACUGCAGCUGGUACAUGUCAAGGUGGCCACCGGCGCAGAGCACGUGCCAUGGUGCUGGGCAUGCUCUUAGUGUUUGUGGUCUGUGUGGCACCUUAUCACCUCUCCUUGGUUCCUUGGGUCACUGACCAAAUGUCUGGUUUAGCCUGUAGUCCUCCCUCAUUCCUGGAUAACCUUCACAUGUUGAGUGUGGCUCUUCUGAGCCUGAACAGUUGCAUUGACCCUCUGAUCUAUUGCUUCUCCAUCAAGCGCUUCAGGACUGAUUUAUGGACAAUGGUGCGAAAGACCGCCAGCUGCCGUCCUGUCUCUUCUUCUGUGCCCUCUCCACGUCUGCCAGCACCAUCAGAAAAUCGAGUUCCACCCAACCUCAAGUCUUCUUCCUUAACCUCUUUAUAAUUGGGAGCAGGCCACAUCCAUCCAAUCAGAUGAAAUUACCUCAAGGUUUAUUUUGCACCUUCUGGACUUAGGGCUUUUAAUUGCCAGAUGCCUACCAACAGAAAGAUCUCUUGAUAGGCUUCUACUUUAACGCACCAAGUUUUCUUGGCAAUCUUUUUGGGACCAGCUUGCCAGUAACUUCUUCCUAUAGCUGAAGAGUGACUAGCCCAAAGUCAUCCAUCUGCCGUCUCUGCCUAAGGCAAGAUUAGUACUCACUGUCUCCCCCUCAAUUAACCAUUAGACCAAAUUGGCUUUCGGGUCAAUCUCAUUCUCUGGUUCAAACCAAGAGAACAUUUCAGAAAGAUAAUAAAAAGCAGAGCCCAGGGAUUUGUGAGACUUGUGGAUGCAAACCCUGAAGACAUAUAUCAUUUGGACAAAGCGUUUAAGAGUGAAAAAGUUACACAUUUGGGAUGAGAAAUGUUCCCUCUGGAUAUUGAUGGGAAGUGUUGCCAGUGCUGAGAACAAGUUAACAAAGAAGGUUAUCUGUAAGUAGAAUUUAUGGAUCUGCAGUGAAAAAGGCAAAGGAGUCCUUGCAGAUUUUACUCUGCUAAUUGUUGCAGAUAAUAAGGGGUGGUGCUCAUCUCCAUUUUAAGGCCAUUUAGUCAGCCCUGUCCAAAGACAUUUCUGCGGUCAUGUGGUCAGCAUGAUGUCACAGAAUGCUGUUACCUUCUCACCGAAGUGGUACCUAUUUAUCUACUUGCAUUAAGCAUGCUUUUGAACUGCUAGGUUGGCAGGAGCUAGGGUGAGGACAGGUGCGCUCACCCCAUCAUGUAGCGCUCGGGUCUCAAACCUGGGCUGCCAGUUUUCCAGCUGACAAGCCCAGCAUCUUCACUGCUGAGCCUCUGUGCCACCCCAAGUGGAUCUGCGGUGAAAAGCAAGAAAUAUUUUCCUAGGUACACAGCUCAGUUGGUUACGAUUGCAUUCCAUUUGAACGAACAAUGGAAGGUAAAAUAAUGGGGUUUUUUUUUCUGUUAAAUUAUGAGCUGCCCAUAGUCUUUGUUGAGAUGGGUGGCUAUAAACAAACAAACAAACAAACAAAUAAAUAAUUCUCCACCCCUUACAAAUAGAACAGAAAUGGGCAGGAGGUAGACCACUGGUAGCAUUUUGUAAGCUCUGUAGCUGAUCAGCCAGCUUCUUUGUUGUAGAAUGGAAAUUAUUGGAAAAGGUGUUUUGCUCUCUUUUAAAAUCUAAGCAGAUGGUAACUCCCUUAAGCUGUUACAGAGGGAGAUUCUUAGAUGUUAUAUUAUGUCGUUCCCCCAUGGACAAAGCUUUGUGUAACAUCUGCCUCCCCGAUUUGGAGUUGGGAACUGCUCUAUUUUCACACAAUGUAUGGGUUUUUUCCCCCCAUUACUCUGAGCACUAGGAGGCAGUAUGAUCUGGUUUUGUUUCUUUAAAUCCAUGUUUCCAGUUCCUGGCCCAAGGUUUGAGGCUAUCGAAUAACUUCUGGCUACCUUUGUCUAAAUAGUCA
This is a messenger RNA of Ahaetulla prasina, 3202 nucleotides long. Its product is annotated as platelet-activating factor receptor-like. Gene Ontology annotation, biological process: positive regulation of Rho protein signal transduction; phospholipase C-activating G protein-coupled receptor signaling pathway. Gene Ontology annotation, cellular component: membrane. NCBI's taxonomy places the organism in Eukaryota, Metazoa, Chordata, Lepidosauria, Squamata, Colubridae. Gene Ontology annotation, molecular function: G protein-coupled receptor activity. The coding region runs from base 619 to 1695 and encodes 358 amino acids. The record is from RefSeq and is a predicted model, not a curated record. The transcript is spliced from 3 exons.